AUGGAAUCGAUCGAAGCGACUUUGAAAAGCGACGUAAACUCCUUUCAGUCGUCCGAACAACUUUCUCCCGAGACUCUGAGCGCGUUCUUCGACCUGUUAAAACCUGGAGGACGGUUAGGGGUUUUCGUUCUGUUGGGGAAAAAAGGAGGUGAGGAGGAUUCGUCCGCGAUGAUACGAAAAGAAGUCUCCAAGCGGUUGACGUUGGAAGGAUUCGAGGACGUCGUUUCCGAGCAGACGAGCGUUUCCGGGACGGACGCGACGAAGGUUUCGGGGAGAAAACCGAAGUGGGAACGAGGCGUAACGUUUAGCUUAGGAGAGAAAAAGACAAAAAAGACUUUAGUUUCGGCCUCGGCGUGGGAAGAAGAAGACGACCGAGACGAAAUGAUCGACGAGGACGCGUUGCUCACGGAAAAGGACAAAGAGAAACCAACCGCGGAAGGAGAAGGAGUUGGAUGUCCGCCGACGAGGAAACCGUGCAAAGAUUGCACCUGCGGAAGGAAAGAGGAAGAGGAGAUGAAGGAAAACGCAACUCCAGCGAGCUCUGUCGUGAAGAUGGAUUUAGAGAACGACCCGAACGACGAGACGUUUAAAAGCGCGUGCGGGAACUGCGCGUUGGGAGACGCGUUUCGAUGCGCCGGGUGUCCGUAUUUAGGACAGCCGGCGUUUAAGGAAAACGACGAGGAAAAUAAGGUGGUGAUGUUAGACGAUUUAGGAACGGUGGAUUUAUAA
Molecule: messenger RNA, 729 nt
Organism: Bathycoccus prasinos
Lineage: Eukaryota; Viridiplantae; Chlorophyta; Mamiellophyceae; Mamiellales; Bathycoccaceae
Exons: 1
Coding region: 1-729 (242 amino acids)
Biological process (GO): iron-sulfur cluster assembly
Cellular component (GO): cytoplasm
Molecular function (GO): iron-sulfur cluster binding
Source: RefSeq, a predicted model, not a curated record